AUGGAGGGGUCAACUGCAAAGAAAAAACAAGGAUACGGGCAUCACAGGAAAGAGAACUCUACUGGCCACCCGCCACUGUCCCGUCAGCCUACAGCAGACUGUAGUGGCGAGGACACCGUUCAGCCCAGGAAACUGAACGGCUCCUCAGUGGACACACCGAGCUACCAGAACCUGCACCGGGAGCUGCUGCUCAGCCACAAACGGGGCCUGCUGCUGGAGGAGAAACCAGAGCUGAAAAGAGUGUUGGAGCAGCGAAGACUGGAGCUGCACAAGGAGGAGGAGAUGGCACGACGACGACCCUCUGAUCUGGAGACGGAGCUCCGCAAGAGGCAGCAAAAACUGCAAGAGUAUGAACAGGAGGAGAUCAGGAGGCAGGAGAACCUGCAGAAGAUCCCAGAGUUUGUCCGUGUGAAGGACAACCUGAGGCGCACACAGACGUCUGAGCAGUGAGGCCCUCAGUAGGCUCCCAUCAGCCCCUGCAGCAUCUCACCAUAGUGACCCUAAAUAUUUAUGCUCACUGUCUGCUGACUUACAUAUAAAAGCACUAAGGCGCCAGCUGGCUUCACAUCUGAUAAUGGAUUUUAAAUUGCAUUUGAAACAUCACAAUUUGUGUAAAGAACCAGGAAAUACAAAAUCCAUAUUUAGAGAAAAUGUAAUGACAGCUCUGUUUUUGAUGAGGGAGUGGGAGUGUUCAUUUUUUAUUUAGUAUUUGUAAAGGGAAAGCUACUGUUUCAGAGGCUUGACAUUUUUUAUAUUUUCUAUGGUAACUGCACUAUUUACUUUUUCAAAUCAAUUUCUCCCACACCAGCCAAGUCUAAUUCUUACUUUAAAGGAUUACUGUUUUGGGAUUGCUAACAGACACAUUUCUCCACAGAACUGUUUUGUAUCAAUAAAAAUCCCCCAGCGUUACCACUCUGCAUGUUUGUUUAUCUGUUCCUGUUAUGACUUCUGAUAUUUAGUGUGUCUGUGUGCACU
Molecule: messenger RNA, 975 nt
Organism: Lates calcarifer (barramundi perch)
Lineage: Eukaryota; Metazoa; Chordata; Actinopteri; Centropomidae
Exons: 5
Coding region: 1-450 (149 amino acids)
Source: RefSeq, a predicted model, not a curated record